CAGAUGGAACCAGAGCAGUCGUCUCUUCCACAGCGCAGGAAUCUGACUUAAUUUGAUGGGAUUAAUAGAAAGACCUUUCAGAUUGCUCUCUCGAUUGAAGAGUACUCACUUGAACAUACAAAGACACUGUAUGAUACGUAUGAGGACAGGAUAACUGCGCCAUCAGUACGUGAUCUUGUUCGAGCUAUGUAAGACUUACAGCGCCGAUAACACUAUACAACAAUCGAUUCUACCACCCGAAGAUGGAAUCUACUAUUUUGGACAAGGAACAAUUCUCACUUGUGUCACAGGAGAACUCUACUUACAGAGUCCUCCCAGACAACUCUUCAGAAAUGCUAGACCAGAACAUGACAAAUAUGGAUCCCAAGUUGAUGUGGGAGAUACUACAAGAUCAGAAUGGAAUAUACGUCACAGAAUACACCGACAUUAUCUUCAUCACGUGUUUCGCUGUCCUUAUCAUUUUCGGCGCUGUUGGGAAUGGUCUAGUGUGUUACGUUGUUGUUAAGAACCCUCACAUGCGAACGCCGAGAAAUAUCUUCAUCAUCAACCUGGCUAUAUCUGAUCUGACACUGUGCCUGUUCACUCAGCCUCUUAACCUGUAUCGUCUGCUUAACAACCAAUGGCUACUGGGCGGAUUUAUGUGUAAGUUCGUUGUUAUGUGCCAAGGGACAAAUGUGUUCGUCUCCACGAUCAGUAUCACGGCAAUAGCGUUGGACCGUUUUCAAGUGAUUGUAUACCCAACAAAAGAUAGCAUGAAAAAACUAGGAGCGGCUUCUGCCCUGUGCUCGAUUUGGAUUAUAUCGUUUCUCAUGUCGAGUCCCUUACUAAUAUUUGCAGUUUAUACAGUAGAUCAACCCGUAAUAGUUUUACCAGUUUAUUUCUUCAGAUGUUUAGAAGAUAUAACCCUAAUGGAGGAAAAGGGAGCUUACUCCGUGGCCUCGAUGAUUGUUCAGUACAUUCUACCAAUAGCUAUUGUCAUUAUAGCUCACGCGCGAAUAUGUAACAAAUUAAAAUAUCGCAUGGUUAAUCAGACCCAUGGCGGAACUAGUUUCCAGAAAAGGAAAAACGAACGGCAAUCACGACGAAAACGUAAAACCAACAUAACUCUCUCACUCAUUGCAAUAGUGUUCGCUCUUAGCUGGCUUCCAUUGAAUCUGUUUAACAUUUUGACGGAAUUUCAAUUCAGUCAUUUCAAACAUUUAAAUAUAAACCUUGCGUAUAAAAUUUGUCACAUGCUUGUAUUGAGCUCCGCCUGUACAAACCCCAUGAUUUAUGGUUGGUUGAAUGACAACUUUCGAAACGAGUUCAUGAAAGUUCUCUCCUGCUGUGCGUGCUGUGUAAAGCUGAAGUCGUUUGUCCAGCGAGUGUGUUGCUGUUCCCCUACCCACGGGGACGUUCCUGUAAUCGUCUUUACAAAGGAGAGCACCGACAAUAAUGGAGCACUACCGCACUAUGGAUCGUGACACCCAGGACGGCUGUUCCGUGACUGGUUUACAUUCCGUGACCGACUGGAAUACCCACCGGUCACAAAUCUCUCUAUAGUCUCGUCAGUAUAGUGACUAGACGCCCAGAUACUUUGUAUAUACGAACUAGUACAUCUUUCAUGCAAAUACACCGACGGAAGGCCGAAAUCUAUGUUACGUCAAUUAGCUGUUGUGGGGCGGCUCCUUGUAGAUAUGCCGCCAAAUAUAUAGAGAAAAAAAUAUCCUACAAAUAUAGUUUAUUAUUCAAUUAUAGUACCAACUUAAGUGAUAAAGACUAUAGAUACCUUAAGAAAAUGAAUAAUGUUUCGAAAUGUUUAAGAUUCCUUUAAAAUGUUUAAGUUUGUUUAAAAAUUGUUUAAAAUGUCUAAUAUUGCUUCAUACCGUAGUUAACCUAUAAAAAGAACUGUGCAAGAUAAUCGUGUGUGGGUACCUUAAUAUAUGUCAACUAACGGCUGCAUCUGACAGGUGAUUCAUCAGCAGACAGAGAGAGAGAGAGAGAGAAAGAGAAAACGAAAACAAAAGCAAAACUAUAU
Pecten maximus is the source of this 2017-nucleotide messenger RNA. Its product is annotated as neuropeptide F receptor-like. Gene Ontology annotation, cellular component: membrane. Gene Ontology annotation, biological process: G protein-coupled receptor signaling pathway. The record is from RefSeq and is a predicted model, not a curated record. Gene Ontology annotation, molecular function: neuropeptide Y receptor activity. Lineage: Eukaryota; Metazoa; Mollusca; Bivalvia; Pectinida; Pectinidae. The coding region runs from base 243 to 1463 and encodes 406 amino acids. The transcript is spliced from 2 exons.